CGGCUGCAGUCACUCGAGGCACUUACAGUUGAAACGUCGGCGACGAAGGUUCUGUUCUGGAAACCACAAAAUAAUCGGUUUUUUAGUGGCCAAUUCAGACGUGAGAUACGAACACUUCGAGCAAGAUUAUGGCAGCCCCAUUGGAUCGGACAGAGACUGUUAAUCAGAUUCGCGAUGGCCUCAUGGACGACUGGAAAAUCCUGGAAAACGUCUUCAGUCUGCUCCAAAAGGACGAUACCUUCUGCGUGGAUCCCCAGAAAUGGACCGAACAGAAGAUAGUUCCGUUUUUGCAGCCAGACAAACUUAAGGAACUGAUUAAUCUAAAAGUCCGGGAGACGGAGAAGUGCACGCUCGCUGAAAUCGAGGAGCUGUGUCAGCAGGUGAUCCAUUACUCCGUGAAAACAUCGCACGGGCGCUUCCACAAUCAGCUCUUCGGGCAGCUUGACCCAUUCGGAUUGGCAGGAGCUCUGAUCACCGAGGCCAUGAACGGCAGCGCAUACACUUAUGAAGUAGCACCCGUGUUCAGCCUGAUUGAAACUGAAAUAAUUUCCACAAUAUGCCAGCUGGCAGGAUAUAAGGAUGGCGAUGGCAUCUUCGCGCCCGGAGGUUCCACCUCCAACAUGUACGGGCUGGUUUUGGCCCGCUAUAAGAUCGCUCCCGAGGUGAAGACCUCCGGAAUGUUUGGGAUGCGACCCCUGGUGCUGUUCACCUCAGACGAAUCCCACUAUAGCUUUGUGAAGGCGGCCAAUUGGCUGGGAUUGGGCAGCGAUAACUGUGUGUCGGUGAGGACCAACGAGCGGGGUCAGAUGCGACUGGACGACCUGGAGGCGAAGAUCACGGAGGCAAAAGCGCGUGGUGGCCAGCCGUUCUUUGUCAACUGCACGGCAGGUACCACUGUACUGGGUGCCUUCGAUGACAUAAACGGUGCAGCAGAUGUGGCAGAGCGCCAUGGUCUGUGGCUCCAUGUGGACGCCUGCUUGGGAGGGUCUUCGCUGCUCUCCACAAAGAACAGAUCCCUAAUCGCUGGCCUUGAGCGAGCCAACUCCUUUGCCUGGAAUCCACAUAAGACCAUCGGUGCUCCCUUACAGUGUUCGCUGUUCCUAACCCGGGAAUCGGGACGCCUCCUGGAGAGAUGCAAUAGCACCGAGGUGCAUUACCUCUUCCAACAGGACAAGUUCUACGAUGUGUCCUACGACACGGGCAACAAGAGUGUCCAGUGCGGCCGAAAGAUAGACGCCUUCAAGUUCUGGCUGAUGCUAAAAGCCCGAGGAUACGGGAAGUACGGUCUCCUGGUGGACCAUGCCAUCGAUAUGGCCAGGUUACUGGAGGAUAAGCUGCGACAGCGCGGAGAUCGCUUUAGGCUGGUACUGCAAAAGCACGAGUACUCCAAUGUCUGCUUUUGGUUUAUUCCAAAAUCAAUGCGGGUGUCCAGCGAGAAGGAAACGCCGGAAUGGUGGAGUCGUCUCUAUACUGUGGCUCCUAAGAUUAAAGAGCAGAUGGCCCACAGUGGCACUCUGAUGAUUGGCUACUCCCCUCUAAAGGCGCUUAAUCUGGGUAACUUUUUCCGCAUGGUCUUCACUUGUUUUCCCGUCCUAAAAAGCGAAGAGUUGGAUUUUAUAUUGGAUGAAGUUGAGAGACUCGGCGAGAAAAUUGUUGUUUAAUACAAAUUGAUAGUUUAAAAA
Molecule: messenger RNA, 1682 nt
Organism: Drosophila subpulchrella
Lineage: Eukaryota; Metazoa; Arthropoda; Insecta; Diptera; Drosophilidae
Product: cysteine sulfinic acid decarboxylase
Exons: 4
Coding region: 129-1661 (510 amino acids)
Biological process (GO): carboxylic acid metabolic process
Cellular component (GO): cytoplasm
Molecular function (GO): carboxy-lyase activity; pyridoxal phosphate binding
Source: RefSeq, a predicted model, not a curated record